This is a messenger RNA of Ilex paraguariensis (yerba mate), 1104 nucleotides long. The record is from the annotation of a GenBank genome assembly. NCBI's taxonomy places the organism in Eukaryota, Viridiplantae, Streptophyta, Magnoliopsida, Aquifoliales, Aquifoliaceae.
AUGGGAGCAAUGAGAUUGAUGAGGAAGUUAUUCCUAGUUGCUCUAUGUUUGGCUUUGGUUUUGGGGCUCAGUGAGAGUUUCGAUUUUCAAGAGAAGGAACUGGAGACUGAAGAGAGAUUGUGGGAUUUGUAUGAGAGGUGGAGAAGCCACCACACAGUGUCUAGGAGUCUAGAUGAGAAGCACAAGAGGUUUAAUGUGUUCAAGGCAAAUCUGCAUUAUGUUCACAACUUUAACAAGAAUGAUAAGCCUUACAAAUUGAAGUUGAACAAGUAUGCAGACAUGACUAACCAUGAGUUUAAAAGCGUUUAUGCUGGUUCUAAGGUUAACCACCACAGGAUGUUCCGAGGGAUUCCCCAUGGGAACGGAACGUUCAUGUAUCAGAACGUCAAUAUAGUCCCACCAUCCGUUGAUUGGAGGAAGAAAGGCGCUGUUACACCUGUCAAGGACCAGGGCCUAUGUGGUAGUUGUUGGGCAUUUUCAACAGUUGUGGGAAUUGAGGGAAUAAACCAAAUCAAAACAAACAAGUUGGUUUCAUUAUCUGAGCAAGAGCUUGUUGACUGUGACACUAAAGAAAAUGAAGGUUGUAAUGGAGGGUUGAUGGAUUUGGCAUAUGAUUAUGCCAAGAAGAAUGGAGGCUUAACAACAGAGGCAAACUACCCUUACAAAGCUGAAGAUGGAAACUGUGAUGCACAGAAGGCGAAUUCUCCGGCAGUGUCAAUUGAUGGACAUGAGGAUGUGCCUGUUAAUGAUGAGGAUGCAAUGCUGAAAGCUGCUGCUAACCAACCUUUAUCUGUCGCCAUAGAUGCCGGGGGUUCUGAUUUCCAGUUCUACUCAGAGGGCGUAUUCACCGGAAACUGCGGCACAGAGCUGGAUCACGGGGUGGCGAUAAUCGGCUACGGAACAACCCUCGACGGAACCAAGUACUGGAUAGUGAAGAAUUCAUGGGGGCCAGAUUGGGGAGAGAAGGGCUACAUAAGGAUGAAGCGUGGCAUCCAUGAUAAAGAGGGACAGUGUGGUAUAGCAAUGGAGGUCUCAUAUCCUAUCAAGAACUCCUCAACUAACCCUGGAGGACCUUCUAAAUCCCCUCCUAAGGAUGAACUCUGA